UGGGUCGGGGGCGUGGUCUGUGUGGUGGGCGGGAUCUGAUUGUCGGGGGCCGGGCCUCAUGCUAGCCACCAGGGGCCCUGGAGGCGCAGGUCAGGGCGGCGGGGCCCGAACGCACGGCGCAUCCGAGCGCAGAAGGACCCUCGAGCCUCCCCCAUGGCCGUGGGCAACAUCAACGACCUGCCCGAGAACAUUCUUCUGGAGCUGUUCACGCACGUGCCCGCCCGCCAGCUGCUGCUCCACUGCCGCCCGGUCUGCAGCCUCUGGCGAGACCUCAUCGACCUGGUGACCCUCUGGAAGCGCAAGUGCCUGCGGGAGGGCUUCAUCACCGAGGACUGGGACCAGCCUGUGGCCGACUGGAAGAUCUUCUACUUCCUGCGCAGCCUCCGUAGGAACCUGCUGCACAACCCGUGUGCUGAAGAGGGAUUUGAAUUCUGGAGCCUGGAUGUGAAUGGAGGUGAUGAGUGGAAGGUGGAGGAUCUCUCUAAAGACCAGCGCAAGGAAUUCCCCAAUGACCAGGUCAAGAAAUACUUCGUGACUUCCUAUUACACCUGCCUCAAGUCUCAGGUGGUGGACCUCAAGGCUGAAGGGUACUGGGAGGAACUGAUGGAUACCACUCGGCCGGACAUCGAGGUCAAAGACUGGUUCGCAGCCAGGCCGGACUGCGGGUCCAAGUACCAGCUGUGCGUGCAGCUCCUGUCGUCGGCACACGCACCUCUGGGGACCUUCCAGCCAGACCCCGCAACCAUCCAGCAGAAGAGCGAUGCAAGGUGGAGGGAGGUCUCCCACACGUUCUCCAACUACCCACCCGGCGUCCGCUACAUCUGGUUUCAGCACGGAGGCGUGGACACUCACUACUGGGCCGGCUGGUACGGCCCGAGGGUCACGAACAGCAGCGUCACCAUCGGGCCCCCGCUGCCCUGAUGCUCCCUGAGCCCCUAACCUCUGAACCCUGACUGGUAAAUGUCUAUCAGAAGAGGGUGGGACUUGGGAAGGGGAAGUGGAAACCAGGCAUCCUCAGACUUUGUAGCUUGUUCUUACCCCCAGUCACCUCUUCCUUGUGGAGCCUCUCCGUCUGGGUUGCCCCUGCCACCCUACAUGAGUCCCUGAGAGUCUCAGGGAAGGGUCCCCAAGCCUAGAUGCCAGCCCAGAUCUCUCUCCCUACCCCUACCCUGGACCUUUCUCUGGGUUGAGGGUCCCUAGUACAGGGACAGGCAAGAUGUCUCGCGGGUCUGGGGACUGACUGCCUCUGAAAGUUCAGGCGCCAAGAAGCAGAUGUAGUGGUAGGAGGAGGGCCCUACCAGCUAUGUGUGCGACCUCUACCCGAAUCAGAAGACAGAGCUCCGGCCCGGGAUGGACAGGCAGACCUGGGGUGAACUGGGGUUCAGAGUGGGUGUGAACUGCCCUAACCAUCAGUGAAGCCUCAGAAGCCAGAUGAGAACAAGAUGAGGGCAAGGCGCCCUGGAGGGACCCAGGGAACCCUGAUCAAGGAGACACGGGGUGGGAGCAGGCAGGGGACAGGAUGGGCCCCGAUUCUGAGAACCAGUACAAAAGAGCGAGGUAGAGGGCCCCAGCUGGGCUCCCUUUGACGUGCAGUAUAACCCCCACCCCCUAUGCCGUUCCCAAGAUGCCCCUGCCAGAGUCCCACUUGUCAUUCUCCUUUAUUGAAUACAAAUAAAAGGUUUCCCAUCCA
This is a messenger RNA of Jaculus jaculus (lesser Egyptian jerboa), 1690 nucleotides long. RefSeq names its product F-box only protein 44. The transcript is spliced from 6 exons. The coding region runs from base 154 to 921 and encodes 255 amino acids. Gene Ontology annotation, molecular function: ubiquitin protein ligase activity; protein binding. Gene Ontology annotation, cellular component: cytoplasm; SCF ubiquitin ligase complex. The record is from RefSeq and is a predicted model, not a curated record. Lineage: Eukaryota; Metazoa; Chordata; Mammalia; Rodentia; Dipodidae. Gene Ontology annotation, biological process: glycoprotein catabolic process; SCF-dependent proteasomal ubiquitin-dependent protein catabolic process.